Messenger RNA from Arachis ipaensis, 539 nucleotides. The record is from RefSeq and is a predicted model, not a curated record. Lineage: Eukaryota; Viridiplantae; Streptophyta; Magnoliopsida; Fabales; Fabaceae.
AUGGCUUCUAGGCCAUAUGUUAUCCUGAAUGGGGUUUCUCCAGUCAAGCUCUGGGGUGAUGUUCCGUACGACCAGAGUACAGAACUGAUGACGGUGGUGGAUCUCAGUGGCGGCGGCGGCGUUUCUCGGCGGCAGAGGCGCGGCGGUGGAUUUGCACGGGUUUCUCCUCUCUCUCCUCUGCUCCCGAGCUCUCUCUCUCCUCAGAUCUCGCUUGAUCUCUUUCUCCUCUGGCUCUCUCUUCCUCCAUCUCAUCAACUCAUAUUGUAUUCCAUUGCCAUCAGUGCCCUUGGUGACUUUAGAGACUCCAAAAAUGUUUCACUAUGUGUGAAGAGGCUUGUUUACACAAAUGAAAAUGGAGAGAUUGUCAAAGGAGUUUGCUCAAAUUUCUUGUGUGACUUGAAGCCUGGAUCUGAAGUAACAAUUACUGGACCUGUUGGGAAAGAAAUGCUUAUGCCAAAAGAUCCUAGUGCCUCCAUCAUCAUGGUACAUUAUCAUUCAUGGUCAUCAUCACCAUCAUCAGAAGUCUAAGAUGAACAAAA